AUGGAGAUCAAACAUGAUCGCAACGGCAGUACGCUGAUGAUUCAUCAGAAUCGCUAUAUCGAUGACGAGGUCUGCCGGUUUAAUAAAGAUGAAGUCAAGGCAGUGACAACAAAAGACUACGGCAUAAUUUACGACGGCAGCGCAAGCGAGGUUCAAGCAACAUCAUACAUGGACGCGGACUGGGGAAGCAACAUUGACGAUCGACGCUCGGUGUCAGGUAUAAUGAUGAUGAUUGGUGGUGCACCAGACGUGUUCAAGUCCAAGGACCAGCGCACGGUGACAUUGAGCUCGGCAGAGGCGGAGUACAUGGCCUUAAGCUUUUGUACCCAGGAAGUACUGAGGAUCAGUGGUAGCGACUUUGGUCUACGAAGAUAA
Molecule: messenger RNA, 375 nt
Organism: Peronospora farinosa
Lineage: Eukaryota; Oomycota; Peronosporomycetes; Peronosporales; Peronosporaceae
Source: the annotation of a GenBank genome assembly